UACAAACAUCUGGCAUUAUCUCCAAUCGGAGUACCAUGUAUAGUGGCGAUGGUGUUUUAUGUGAUGUGCUAAAAUUGCGGUAUCACCGAUUUUACAAGGUAUCCGGUGACAAAGAGAACAUCACAAUUCCGAAACAAAGUGAUGGGGAGAUCUUCGACAUCUCACUUGAACGAUUAUGA
Acaulospora morrowiae is the source of this 179-nucleotide messenger RNA. NCBI's taxonomy places the organism in Eukaryota, Fungi, Glomeromycota, Glomeromycetes, Diversisporales, Acaulosporaceae. The record is from the annotation of a GenBank genome assembly.